UAUGUGGUCUGUGGUUGCUGUAUUCAGGAUGGAGCAAGCAAGCUGCAGACCAGAUUUUCAGAGUGGCCAGACCUCCACAUACGGCUGGACAUCUGGCAUUUUAUGAGGAGAUUAGCUGCUGGGUGCACCACAGAUGCCCAUCCCCUCUACCCCACCUUCAUGGGUUGCCUGUCUGCCUGCAACCCAUGAAGUUCUCCUGGUGGACUGGAGAAUCAGUAAGAAGGAGCUGGCACAGUACUGCAGCAGGAGAACACCCAGUGAGGAUGCCACUAUCAGCCUCAUAGAGCGCCUGCUGGAGAACCUGAUGGGGUCAAGUGGGAGUGAUCUUAUGGGGGUGCCACUCCUGCACCAGGAGCGCAUGGAGCACAUCUGGCAUGUGCAGAAACGCCAUGUCAGGUGUAUCCAGGACGUACCAGGUGUACAACUGUACACAGAAACAGGUACCACCACCAAAGGAGGAGUCAUCCUAACCAGGUACCGGUGUGCCAGAGGGUCCACAUCCCUGGAAUCCUUCCACUGCCACCUGAACAGGUUCAUUCCAGGAACCAGUGCAAAUACACUGAAUAUCCAGCUUUACCUCCUGGAAGGCCUGAACAGGUGGAACCAGGACAGGAGGACUGCUGCAGUGACCACCAAACCAGCAUGUCUCCUCACCUAUGCUGGGGAUGUGGCCCACUGCGUGAACACCAACAGCCUGAAGGUGUUUGGCCGAGCGCAUCUGCCCACGUUCACACCACCUGCCAGAUACACUGGAGAGCUGCUUGGUGUUGACUACCUGCUGAGUCAGACUGGACAGCCCCUGAAGGUGAACCCAGACUCAGAGGAGACUGAGGACAUGCUGGAGGAUGUGGAGGGGAACGAGGAAGAAGAAGAAGAUGAGGGCUCUGAUGAGGAUCAAACACCUGAUCUUAUGAUGUCAAGUCUCCUGGAUGACCCAAGUUUCUCUGUCAUCUCUCAGCCAUGUCCCUCCUCUGAACUUCCCUCCAUGUUUGCUGCCUCCACCCUGGCUGCUUCCUCCACCAUGGCUGCUUCCUCCACCCUGGCUGCUUCCUCCACCCUGGCUGCUUCCUCCACCCUGGCUGCUUCCUCCACCGUGGCUGCUGCCUCCACCGUGGCUGCUCCCUCCACCCUGGCUGCCUCCUCCUCCCAGGCGACUGCUCCUUCCAUGGCUGCUGCCUCCUCCCUAGCUGCUGCUGCUUCUGCUGACGAGUCUGGGGCUGUGGAAGACUCUGGCAUGCCAGGCAUGGACAGAGUUGACAGCUUGGCAGCAUAUCUGGUGGAGCUGAGAGAUCAGCCUUCUCUGGUCCUAACCAACCAGCAGGCAAGCAACAUUGUUGCUCUUUGGCAGAACCUGCUGGACUAUGAUCGGCAGAGAGUGGUGUUUGCAGCCAGACACCAGCAAAAGCUGAACACGGGGAGGUUCAGAGUCUCAAAGAAGAGGGAGGAGUUCACACCAGGGGUGGAGAGUGUCAGGAGGCAUACACUCACCACCACUGCCCCACUGGCCCAGUGGCCAGAUUGCUGCCGUCUGAUAGAGAUUCUGUUUGUCCGACUCUGUGCUAUCCACCGCAGUCCCAAGAAGCGGGGGACUGGCACAUAGGAAAAUCAGACAGCGCAUUCUGUCCAAUGGGACAGUGAUGCAGCAGACCAACCUGCAGCUGGUGGACGUGAGCCACACCACCCUUGUGCAGUGGCAUAAUAAGAGGGUCAAAAGCCAGGAGCAAUCAGUGCUGAUGCAGGGGUUGAAUUUACCGAGCCGCUUCUCGGUGGCUGUUGAGCCUCUACUCCCGGCUAAUUUAAGACCUGAUUCUGCGCCUCCCCAGCCUGGCCCACCUCACCUGUAUCACCUGCCCAGCAGCACCGUGGGUCAGGCGCAGGUGAAGAGGAGGUUGGCAACCACAGCUGCAACACCGCCAGCUGUAAGGCCACGUACCCAGCGGCAGCUGCUCCAUUCUUGGGCCCCCAGGUGAUGCAGACUCCACAGUGCCUGGGUAUCCGCCUCUCUUCUGUCGCUACUACUCCUCCACAGGCCCUGGGAUUCCUCCUCCCCUCUGCCCCUCCUGCUCCUGCGUCUGCUCCAGCCAGAAAGCUGACCCGCAAAGUACUGCACAAUACGUGCAAGAAAUGCGGGCAGUUUAGGACAGCAGAGACUGGGCACAGCCAGUACAAGGGUGUAGUAUACUGCCCCUCUGUAGAGGCUGUUCCCAAGGAGCAGUGGUUGGAGGGGAUGAAAAAUAAAAAUAAAUAGUUGUUUGUGCCCCAGCAUGGGCACUGGGCUACUGCCCCUCUAACCCCCCUUCCAGAGCCCUCCUUCAUGGCCAAUAGUUGCCAACUCCACUGGUUGCAAAAAAAGUUCAAUGUGGAGACUGUUUAAUUGUGUUGUGGCCAUUUCUGAUUUCCCUUGCAGGUUUUGUAUUUUUGUAUUUUAUUUUAUUAGUAGUAGAGACUGUGUCGUGCUGUUUUUAACUGUGUUGUGGUCAUUUCUAAUUUCCCUUGUAGGUUUUUUUUAAUUUAAUUUAAUUUAAUUUUAAUUAUAUUAGUAGUAGAGACUGUGUGAUGCUGUUUUUAAUUGUUCUGAUGCUGUGAUUGUUUACAAUAAAAGUUGGAUUCAU
Centropristis striata (black sea bass) is the source of this 2612-nucleotide messenger RNA. RefSeq lists its product as uncharacterized. NCBI's taxonomy places the organism in Eukaryota, Metazoa, Chordata, Actinopteri, Perciformes, Serranidae. The coding region runs from base 134 to 1600 and encodes 488 amino acids. The transcript is spliced from 5 exons. The record is from RefSeq and is a predicted model, not a curated record.